Messenger RNA from Cylas formicarius (sweet potato weevil), 1833 nucleotides. RefSeq names its product upstream stimulatory factor 2 (gene Usf). Gene Ontology annotation, molecular function: RNA polymerase II cis-regulatory region sequence-specific DNA binding; protein dimerization activity; DNA-binding transcription factor activity, RNA polymerase II-specific. Gene Ontology annotation, biological process: regulation of transcription by RNA polymerase II. The record is from RefSeq and is a predicted model, not a curated record. NCBI's taxonomy places the organism in Eukaryota, Metazoa, Arthropoda, Insecta, Coleoptera, Brentidae.
AUGACCCGUUUUGUCCCCGUGACCAAAGUCGCAGGCAAAUUCAAAAUCCUGGAAGAAAACGCUGUAUCUCGUAUAAUGGAUAUUUUAGAUCCUUUAGAUACAAGCGAUGGGGAAAUUAUGGAGGCCAAAGUUAUAAAUAUUAAGAAUUCAAUGGAGAGUGAUGAUGAACAGAAUGUUGAACACCUUUCCCCUCAAACACUGCUUGAAACGCCAGAACCAGAAGUACAAUAUUCUUUGAGAUCUCCCGAAGGGUCUAUGAUAACUUACCGUGUAUUGCAAGUGGAAGAUGGAACAGACUCAUCACCACCCCAACUAAUAACCACAACAGCUCAGAAUUUUUCAUCCUCAGCUGUGCCUCAGGUUUUAACUAAUAAUUUAAAUGGACAAAUUUAUGUAAUAGGAAAUCCAGGAGACGUUUUUACAUCUCAAAGUGCCGCAGCUCGUGCUAUUGCCCCUAGGUCUACUGAUAGUCCUGUUGUUGUCCAGGUUAAGAAAAGAGAUGAACGAAGACGAGCAACCCACAACGAAGUUGAAAGGCGACGGAGGGACAAAAUAAAUAAUUGGAUUACUAAAUUGUCAAAGAUAAUUCCGGAGAAUUCACAUGAUAUGAAAACUGGUGGACAAUAUGACGGCCAUUCUAAAGGUGGCAUCCUAGCCAAGGCGUUUGAAUAUAUUUUGGAGCUGCAAAAUACAGAAAAGGGGUUGGAAUCAUGUUUGAAAGAAAAUAAAAAAUUAUCCCAUACUGUAGAAAUGUUAAAACAGAAAAAUUUCAAUCUCGAAAGGGAGAAUAAAGAACUAAGAGACUUAUUAAAACGAAAUGGUGUGGAAAUGUCCAAUUCAUAGCUUAAGAGCCUUUAGGGUUUAUGUGCAUAUUAAAUAUUUGACAUAUUACAAGUGUGACCUGAGAGACCAAUUGCUGUCGUUUGGGUGUAUAUUGAAAACCACUCAUCGGUGAUUUCGUUAAAAAUUUGGUUAUUUUUAUGUUUUGCAAAAGAUUGUGUAGCACAUAUCUUAUUAACAAUCUAUAGAGUUAUGAGAAAUUCUCGAAAUGCUAAGGGCUGACUGAAGCGUAGAUUGUGGAUUGAAAAUUAUUCUAAAUCUCGGAUUUUAUCGAUGAAGAAAAACUGACUAUAUCCAAAGUACGCAAACCUGUAUGAUUUCAAGCAUUAAGAUAAUAAGCAAGAUGUCAAACGCAGUGCACUUCCAAUAUAAUUUUUGUAAACUGUUGUUUCAUUUUGUCAGUAUCGUUUACAGUUAUAGAGGUAAUUGAGCUCUUUUGAUUGGUCUAUUCUUUGGUAUACACUUGAGACAAUUGAAAUGCCUCUAAAAUGAUUUAAUUACGUUGGACCAGUCAAACACAAAAUGCUCACCAAUGUUUUGUAAUUCGAAGAUCAAUCUUAAACUUUCCCUAAAAUUAAUGGAAUGGUAAAAUUUUCAAAAAAUCACAACCAAUCACUGAAAUCAUUUCUCAACUGUUAUCAGUGAGUAGUUUUCUAGUUUAGUGGCAUUUUAUCGAUAAUGGCCCAGCCACUCAAUUUGGGAUUGUAAAUUUUUUGUCGGUCAAUUCUAUUAGCAUGCACUUUUUAAAAAAGUGCAUUGUGGAAUCUAGAUUCCUGUUUUCAUAGUGUAAAUAUUUAAAAUGCAUCGAACCAGCAAUUUUAUAAGUUCUUGUUUAAUUAUUGUUAUUUUUUAUUUUUUUAUGAUAUACCUAGUGUUGUAAAAAAGGAGUUUUGAGUUUGAAGAAUUUAUUGCCAAUUAUGUUUUAGAUAAUUGUAUAAUUUCUGUUGAAUAUAAUUAAGUUAAAACUAUAUUUUGUUUGUCCCUCCAUUAAGA